Molecule: messenger RNA, 1149 nt
Organism: Copidosoma floridanum
Lineage: Eukaryota; Metazoa; Arthropoda; Insecta; Hymenoptera; Encyrtidae
Biological process (GO): detection of chemical stimulus involved in sensory perception of smell; sensory perception of smell
Cellular component (GO): plasma membrane
Molecular function (GO): olfactory receptor activity; odorant binding
Source: RefSeq, a predicted model, not a curated record
AUGAACCUAGAAUCGUUGCUGUCCAAGUACUGGAACUACAAGCGUCUGGCUCGCCUACUACUUCCACCCGUAGAUUGUUACAGGUUUUUGUCCAAGUUCGUUGGUCUGUCGCUGCUCAUGCUGAGCUUCACCGCUCUGAAUUGUUACUACGUCCACGUAACGGACGUCGCGCGCCUCACUCGCGGCUUCAGCUGGUGCCUCAGCAACUGGACAAUGCUGAUGAAGGUGAUCCUCUUCGUCGUGCACAGAGAUCGACUCUUGGCCAUCAACGAGUCCCUUGACCAAACCCUCGACGGAGAACCCAAGAGCCUGCUCGAGUCUCUGCUGCUCCAACGCUUGUCCGUCUAUUACACGAUGAUCAUCGCUCUGGCAAUGGCUUGUUCGCUGUUCGCCUUCAUGAUCACCGAGAGAAAGUUCCUGCUCGUGUACCCGUUUGGCCUCUUAUACUACCUCAUCUACGGCUACGAGGCCCUGCUGGCUGGGCUCUUGUUCCGCGUGAGCUGCGGCACCGACGCCGCCUUUGGCCUCUGGGUCUUUCAGCUGUCGGCCCAACUGCGGCUCUUGGCUCUCUGGUUCGGCAAAUUCGCCCUCGACAUACGCCAAUGGAAGCACGAGACGCUGAUUCGUUGUCACGACCAUCCGCAGCGCGUUUUCAGCCUCAUAGUCAUUUGGCUCUACGUCACGAUAGCGCUCGUACUCUGCGAGUGCCUUCACAAGUUGUCCAAGAUGCCCGUGAGAUGUUCCUUCUGGCAGUCGGUGGUGCUUUGGACCUUCGCCACCAAGUUCCUGCAAGCCUUCACGUGCGCCUACUGCGGGAGCCUCGUGGAGAGCGAGGUACGUUGUUGCCAUGUAUUUUUCCGCGUCUUGGCAUUAUUUGAGGUCGAGCUGAAAAUUUUCAGAGCGAAAAGGUACGGCGCGCGAUUUACGAUUGCCAGUGGCACGACUCGGGGGGACAGGCGGAUCAUGAGCGACGUGCUCUCCUUGCUGGUGCAGAGACCGAUCGACCUGAGCUCUUACAACAAUAAUAUACUUUUUGCUUUCCAUGCACAUAUUGAGUUAGGAAUAAUAAUGGUUUUCCGACCUGCUGGUAUAUUCGAUUAUAAACGCGCCUCCGCAAAAGCUCUCGACCCGACACUCUUGAACUGUUAA